AUGGGAGAAUGGGUGCCUCGUAGUCCUAUCCCCGGCACACUUUUCUCCGCUUCGAUCGGAGAAGAGAAGAGCUCGAAACGUGUUCUCGAAAGAGAGCUCUCUCUGAAUCAUGGUCAAGUCAUUGGUUUACAAGAAGACACCAACAACAAUAACAACAAGGACUCUUCACAACAUGCCAACAUUUCACGAGGUGGUUUAAGCGAGCGAAUCGCCGCUAGAGCUGGUUUCAAUGCUCCGAGGCUAAACACUGAGAACAUGCGCAAUAACAACGACUUCUCCAUCGACUCUAAUCUUCGUUCUCCUUGCUUAACCAUCUCUUCUCCUGGACUUAGCCCUGCAACGCUCUUGGAAUCUCCUGUCUUUCUCUCUAAUCCAUUGGCUCAACCAUCUCCAACUACAGGGAAAUUCUCAUUUCUUCCUGGUGUUAACAGUAAUGCAUUGUCUUCUGAUAAAGCCAAAGACGAGUUCUUUGAUGACAUUGGAGCAUCCUUCACUUUCCAUCCGGUUUCAAGAUCAUCUUCUUCUUUCUUCCAAGGCACCACAGAGAUGAUGUCAGUUGAUUACGGUAACUACAACAACAACAACAUAGCUUCUCAUCAUCAAUCUCCAGAGGAAGAUGUGAAACCUGGUUCUCAAAACGUGGAAAGUUCCAACCUUUACGUGACUGACACUAGUACUGAUCCAAAAGGACAGAAGAGGAAGUCAUCUGAUACCACAACAAACACGACCGUUGACCAUCAAGAAGAGGAAGAAGUAGAAGAAGAGCAAAAACGCUGUGGUGAUUUGACUGUUGGUGGUGCACCUGCAGAGGAUGGAUACAACUGGAGGAAAUAUGGACAGAAGUUAGUGAAAGGAAGCGAGUAUCCGCGAAGCUAUUACAAGUGCACAAGCCCGAAUUGUCAGGUGAAGAAGAAAGUUGAGAGGUCAAGAGAAGGUCACAUCACUGAGAUUAUAUACAAAGGAGCUCACAACCACUCUAAACCUCAACCUAAUCGCCGCUCGGGGAUGCAAGUAGAUGGAACUGAACAAGUUGAACAACAACAACAACAGCAGCAGAGAGAUAACGCUGCGGCGUGGGGUAAUUGUAAUAACACUCAACAACAAGGUGGGAGCAAUGAGAACAAUGUGGAAGAGGGGUCUACAGGAUUCGAAUAUGGAAACCAAUCUGGAUCGGUUCAAGGUCAAACCGGAGGUCAGUUUGAGUCAGGUGGUGAUGCUGUGGUUGUGGUUGAUGCAUCGUCAACUUUCUCUAACGAUGAAGAUGAAGAUGAUCGAGGGACUCACGGAAGUGUAUCUUUGGGUUAUGACGGAGGAGGAGGAGGAGGAGGCGGAGGUGGAGAAGGAGAUGAAUCCGAGUCGAAAAGAAGGAAACUUGAAGCUUAUGCAGCAGAGAUGAGUGGAGCAACAAGAGCCAUACGUGAGCCAAGAGUCGUUGUGCAGACAACGAGUGAUGUUGACAUUCUUGACGAUGGAUAUCGCUGGAGAAAGUAUGGUCAGAAAGUUGUCAAAGGAAACCCAAAUCCGAGGAGUUACUACAAAUGCACAGCUCCUGGAUGCACAGUGAGGAAACAUGUGGAGAGAGCUUCUCACGAUCUCAAAUCCGUUAUAACCACUUACGAAGGCAAACACAACCACGACGUCCCCGCCGCGCGCAACAGCAGCCACGGAGGGGGAGGCGGUUCAGGCGGAGGUAACGGUAACAGCGGCGUCUCAGCGGCUCAAACGCACCAUUACCACAACGGGCUUCACUCGGAGCCGCCGCGUGGUAGAUUCGACAGACAUCUCACGACGAACAAUCAGUCUCCGUAUGGCCGUCCGUUUAGCUUUCAGCCGCAUUUGGGUCCGCCUUCGGGAUUCUCGUUCGGUUUAGGACAAAACGGUUUGGCUAAUCUUUCAAUGCCUGGUUUAGCGUAUGGUCAAGGGAAAAUGCCGGUUUUGCCUCACCACCCGUAUUUGAGUCAACAAUCGGUUGGGAUGAGUGAAGCAAUGAUGCAGAGAGGAGGGAUGGAUCCCAAGGUUGAACCGGUUUCGGAAACGGGACAAUCGGUAUAUAACCAGAUCAUGAGUAGAUUACCGCAGAUUUGA
Messenger RNA from Microthlaspi erraticum, 2085 nucleotides. The record is from the annotation of a GenBank genome assembly. Lineage: Eukaryota; Viridiplantae; Streptophyta; Magnoliopsida; Brassicales; Brassicaceae.